This is a messenger RNA of Gaeumannomyces tritici R3-111a-1, 2139 nucleotides long. Its product is annotated as isocitrate dehydrogenase subunit 1. The coding region runs from base 211 to 1371 and encodes 386 amino acids. Gene Ontology annotation, molecular function: magnesium ion binding; isocitrate dehydrogenase (NAD+) activity; NAD binding. NCBI's taxonomy places the organism in Eukaryota, Fungi, Ascomycota, Sordariomycetes, Magnaporthales, Magnaporthaceae. Gene Ontology annotation, cellular component: mitochondrion. Gene Ontology annotation, biological process: tricarboxylic acid cycle; isocitrate metabolic process. The transcript has 3 exons. The record is from RefSeq and is a predicted model, not a curated record.
AAGGAAUUGAACCGCGGGAUGUGUCGCGGCUAGUUAUCGCAGGGCCCCACUCCCCGGAGCAAGCUCAAGGCCAUUUUUUGCUUUGCGGUAUUUCGGUCGGCUCUCCAAAUCUUUGUGCAUUGCCUGUGUUUUUUUUCGAGAUCAACAAGCCCGACCCCUCGAGCGUCCCAUUCCGCUUUUCCUGCGCGCCUCCCUGCGAACCUCCCAAUCAUGUUUUCCCGAACAUCCUCAAGAACGGCCCAGAGCCUGGCCCGUGCCGCGCAGCAGCCGCGCCUCGCUUCGAGGCAGGCCGCCCGCGGCUUUGCGACGGUCCAGUCCGACAUCUUCAAGCCGACCAAGUACGGCGGCAAGUAUACGGUCACGCUGAUCCCCGGCGACGGCAUCGGAUCCGAGGUGGCCGAGAGCGUCAAGACCAUCUUCAAGGCGGACAACGUGCCGAUCGAGUGGGAGCAGAUCGAGGUCUCGGGUAUCGACAGCGGGUCGGCGCCGUCGGGCCGCACCGAGGACCUGUUCAAGGAGUCGGUCGCGUCGCUGCGGCGCAACAAACUCGGCCUCAAGGGCAUCCUCCACACGCCCAUCAGCCGGUCGGGCCACCAGAGCUUCAACGUGGCCAUGCGCCAAGAGCUCGACAUCUACGCCUCCAUCUCGCUCAUCAAGAACAUCCCCGGCUACCAGACCCGCCACGAGAACGUUGACCUGUGCAUCAUCCGUGAGAAUACCGAGGGUGAGUACAGCGGCCUCGAGCACCAGUCGGUGCCGGGCGUCGUCGAGUCGCUCAAGAUCAUCACGCGCGCCAAGUCGGAGCGCAUCUCCAAGUUUGCCUUCAGCUUCGCCCUCGCCAACAAGCGCAAGAAGGUGACGUGCAUCCACAAGGCCAACAUCAUGAAGCUGGCCGACGGCUUGUUCCGCAGCACCUUCCACGCCACCGCCAGGGAGUACCCGACCCUCGAGGCCAACGACAUGAUUGUCGACAACGCCAGCAUGCAGUGCGUUAGCCGGCCCCAGCAGUUCGACGUCAUGGUCAUGCCCAACCUGUACGGCGGCAUCCUGUCCAACAUCGGUGCCGCCCUGGUCGGCGGCCCUGGCAUUGUGCCCGGCUGCAACAUGGGCCGCGACGUCGCCGUCUUCGAGCCCGGCUGCCGUCACGUCGGUCUCGACAUUGAGGGCAAGGGCCAGGCCAACCCCACGGCCCUGAUCCUGUCGGGAUCCAUGCUGCUGCGCCACCUCGGACUCGACGACCACGCCAACCGCAUCUCCAAGGCCGUCUACGCCGUCAUCGCCGAGGGCAAGUGCCGGACCCGUGACAUGGGAGGCGAGGCUACCAACAACCAGUUCACCAAGGCCAUCCUGGACAAGAUGGAGACUCUGUAAGCCUGAUGUAUGGGCCGAAGGAGUUUUUGAUAGUGGGAGCGGGGAGAGAAAUUGCACCGCCACCACAUGCUUUGUCAAGAUACCACAAGCGCGAGAAAUAGAAAACACCAUGGAGGGAGGGAGGGAGGGCAUGAAAUCCAGGACGGCGGGCACGACAUGAUGGGCUUCAACGAAGGGAUCAACGAAGGGACCCAGGACGUGAGUAUAGACCCUAGAAUGGACCUGCCAGGAGUUGCAUAUGCUGGUUGUACUAUAGGUUUACUAGGAUACGCGGCCAAUGCAUUUCUUAUGUUAUCGCUUAUAUGGUGAGCCUGGGCUGGCAUAUAGGGCUGACUGGUUGAUGACGGGGGGCGUCGACAUGUUUUGGAUGCGACUGCUUAGAACUACCGGAAUACUGAGAUAUCUGGCUACCGGUCCACUCCCCGCGCGAACCGAGACGAUAGGAAGAGCACGAUGUGUUGUGAGAGACCGCACAAGGUUAUAUGAUGGCUCAGCUGUAAUCACAAACGUGUAGAUGCUGACGGCAUUCCGUAAAGCUGGCCACCAUGAUAGUACCGCGGCCAGUUACAAAGCGACCCGGCGUCAGCUGACAGCGGAUGGACAUUUUAGAUUUUCCGCUUUUGGGUGAAUCCUCCUGGAUGGUUAGCAGGAUGCAGGACGCCAAGCGUGCCACACCUUUUCCCAGACCAACACUCCCAGAAACCCCCAGAUCCGUGCACGGGGCCCUGCAUCUGCGCUGAGACAAUCACAGAAAACCAUCGGCCGCGU